Molecule: messenger RNA, 813 nt
Organism: Microdochium trichocladiopsis
Lineage: Eukaryota; Fungi; Ascomycota; Sordariomycetes; Xylariales; Microdochiaceae
Product: concanavalin A-like lectin/glucanase domain-containing protein
Exons: 2
Coding region: 1-813 (270 amino acids)
Biological process (GO): xylan catabolic process
Molecular function (GO): hydrolase activity, hydrolyzing O-glycosyl compounds
Source: RefSeq, a predicted model, not a curated record
AUGUUUUGGCGGGCUACCACUAUCCUGGCGGCGAUCGCUGCCAGCACCAUUUCCUUGGUCAACGGCCAAGCUCCAAACUCGAUACAGAACUGGAAGAACGACUUUGCAACUGUCGACUUCAAGACUGGGUCGAAUGGCUCGUUCUCGGCGGUGUGGAACAACCGGUUCGGGGGCAACUUUGUGGUCGGAAGAGGGUAUCAGCCUGCUCGAGACAUGCAAGUGCUUGUCAACUACACAGGCACAUUCACCACCACAGGCGCAGCAUAUCUCGCCCUGUACGGCUGGACACGGAACCCCUUGGUCGAGUACUACGUGAUCGAGUCCAUGGGCAACCACAACCCGUCCGACAACAAAAGCGCAACGCAAUACGGCUGCUUACAGAGCGACGGCGGAACCUAUGAGAUCUGGCAAAAGGAGCGCAUCAACGCGCCCUCCAUCGAGGGCGACAAGACCAACUUUCAGCAGUACUGGUCGGUCCGCACCUCCAGACACGUCGGCGGGACUAUCAACACUGGCAAUCACUUUCGAGCCUGGCAGGCCGCGGGCCUGAAGCUGGGGACGCAACUUUACAUGGAUAUAGUCAUUGAGGGACAGGCCGGUGCUGGGUCGGCAAACAUCACGGUCGGGACACCGCCUAAGACUAGUGUGCCCAAUUCACCUACGCCGACUUUCCGAUCGGAGCAUGCGCCGGGGACGUGUAACUUUGGAACAACGUCCACGAGCCGUGCCACGACGACUACUAGUCUUCGGACUACAACGACUCAAAGAACCACCACUACCCCAACAACCACGACGAAGCGGGGCUCUGCGUGA